AUGGCCGCCGACGACGGCCAAGGAGAGGAGUGGAAGGCUUUCCUCAACCUGGAUGGAGCUAAUGAGGAUCCGGCGCCACCAGAGCAGCAGCCAGGGCCAGUCGAGAUGCAGGAUGAGGUUCCGGCGCCACCACAGCAGCAGCCAGAUCCGCCACACUUGGAGAUGGUGGAGCUGGUUAUGAAAGGAUUUCAGGACAUGGCCCUCCCACUGCCUGGAGGCAUAGCCAUGGGUUUGUCAGACCAGGAGAUGGAGCUGAUUAUCAAAGGAGUGCAGGACUUGAUCCCCCCACCGCCUGGAGGCAUAGCCAUGGGGCCAGUCGAGAUGCAGGAUGAGGUUCCGGCGCCACCACAGCAGCAGGCAGGGCCAGUCCAGAUGAUGGAGCAACUGAUGCAGGAUGAUCAAGAGGUUUUGGGUCAGGAUGAGCACGCGCUGAAGGCGUUCCAGGAUGUGCUGCUGCCCCUCGUGCUGCCUGAUGAGGAGGUGGCUGCUCCGGCUGUGGAAGACGGCGAGCUUCCUCUCGCGCCACUGCAGCCCCAACCCGUGCUGCAGGUUCUCCUUGAAGGCGAAGUCCCUGGCAUGAUCAACGAGCUCCUCGACCCGGUUGGCCCAGCGGCAGUCAUUGGACCAGAUCUGCCACCACAGCAGCCAGGGCCAAUCGAGCAGGCUAUGAUGCAGAAUGAGCAGGCGCUGAUGCAGCAUGAGCAGGUUUUGGUGCAUGGUGAGGUUCCGGCACCACCACAGCAACAGCCAGAUCUGUCAAACGAGGAGAUGAUGGAGCUAGUUAUGAAAGGAUUGCAGGAUGUGAAUCCCCCACCGCCUGGAGGCAUAGCCAUGGAUGAGCAGGUGCUGAAGGCGUUGCAUGAUGCACUGCUGAGGAAUGCAACACCCGCCAAGAGGCAGAAGAUGGACAUGCACGCCCCACCAUCUGGAGGUGGAGGCACCAUGGACAUAGGCGGAUCUGGCACUGGCCUCCUUUACAGCGUCCCUGUACCCAGUUUCAUGCCUUAUGCAAUGGUAGCUCCAGGACCACAUCUUUCCUCGAUCAUGCCCGGCGUCGACCUCAGCCUCCUGCCACCACCGUCAAAGGGUGUGACACUGAAAGAUGUGGUACGGCCCAAUGUCAACGAGAAAGGAGAACCCUUGAAGAUGUGCCCGGCCUGCGGCGACCGGCCCGGGCGGCCCAACAAGUGCUGA
Lolium rigidum is the source of this 1194-nucleotide messenger RNA. RefSeq lists its product as uncharacterized. The transcript is spliced from 11 exons. The record is from RefSeq and is a predicted model, not a curated record. Lineage: Eukaryota; Viridiplantae; Streptophyta; Magnoliopsida; Poales; Poaceae. Bases 1 to 1194 code for a protein of 397 amino acids.